Messenger RNA from Akanthomyces muscarius, 384 nucleotides. RefSeq lists its product as uncharacterized. The record is from RefSeq and is a predicted model, not a curated record. The transcript has a single exon. Bases 1 to 384 code for a protein of 127 amino acids. Lineage: Eukaryota; Fungi; Ascomycota; Sordariomycetes; Hypocreales; Cordycipitaceae.
AUGGCUAGCGUUCCGGAACUCCAGAAAAAGUACGACGAGAUCUCGGCGAUCCGCAACGCUGCAAUAAGCGACUUCACACUAUCAAAUGCUAGGAAGCGCGAGAUAGCACAGGCAUUUACAGCCGCCCGCACCGAGCUUCGGGCUGCUUCCAAGGCCGCCAUGGCUGCUCGCGCGAAACCCAAGCAAACGCCCACCGCCGACCAGCUACCCUCAAAACCCUCGAUGAGUCACGAAAAAGAUUCAGCCUCUCCAACACCUGAAAUGCUGGAGAAAGGUCCAACCUCGACAGCACCUGAACUGAUGGAGAACGAUCCAGCUCCUACAACACCUGGGCUGCUGGAGAAAGGUCCAGCCUCUACAAAGUCUGAAGUCCUGGAGAAGUGA